Molecule: messenger RNA, 378 nt
Organism: Prunus armeniaca (apricot)
Lineage: Eukaryota; Viridiplantae; Streptophyta; Magnoliopsida; Rosales; Rosaceae
Source: the annotation of a GenBank genome assembly
AUGUUGACGAGGUCAAUGAUGUCUGCAAAUCGAAGAUGCGAAGUGGGCCAGCCCAUUUGUCACUGCGGCAAUCAAUGUCAUUUGAGGACGUCGUGGACUGACAACAACCCUAGGAGAAGAUUUUGGGGCUAUGCCGAUUAUGGGGUAUGCGAAAGGUCCAAGAUUGUGAUAUCUGGACUAUUGAAACGAUUACGUAAGGAAGAAAAGGAAAACCGAAAAUUGAAAAAAGAGGUUGGAGCUGCCUUGAAAGCACAAAGAUUUCUACGAGCAAGUGUUUUGGGUUCUUGGAUUUUUUUUAUUGUGUUGUUGGGAAUGCUAGUACUGGAAUGGAGAGACUCUGGGUCUUCCAAGAAUGUGAAAUUAGUACUUACAUUUUAG